Medicago truncatula (barrel medic) is the source of this 387-nucleotide messenger RNA. RefSeq lists its product as uncharacterized. Gene Ontology annotation, molecular function: protein phosphatase inhibitor activity. Bases 1 to 387 code for a protein of 128 amino acids. Gene Ontology annotation, cellular component: cytoplasm. The transcript has a single exon. The record is from RefSeq and is a predicted model, not a curated record. NCBI's taxonomy places the organism in Eukaryota, Viridiplantae, Streptophyta, Magnoliopsida, Fabales, Fabaceae.
AUGUCAGAUGGUAAUAAUGUUGCGGAUGAUGUGAAAAAACAUGAACUUGAUGAGAAUAAUUCUCUUAAGAAAGUUUGUGAUCAAGAAGAUACAAACAAUGGAAACUCAAUGCCUUUAACUCAACAUGAGGAAGAUGAUGGUAAGAAACAUGAACUGAAUGAGGACUCUCUUAACAAAGAUAUUAUAAAUAAUGAAAAAUCAAAGCCAAAGUAUGGUAGAUUGGCAAAGAAGCCUCCCCUAAUAUCAAAGGGUCGUGCUUAUUUUGAUUCUGCUGAUUGGGCUUUGGGAAAGCAUGGAGCUCAACUCCGUCCAAAGUUGCAGCCAACACAUAAGGAAGUCCUAUCAAGACGUUCAACUUAUGCUCCAUCAGGUGAUUCUCAAGAGUAA